CAUUUUCCAUGGUAACAUCGGCGCCCAAACAUUUCAUACAGUUUGCAAAAUAUUCCAUUCGUUCCACAUUGUCCGUGGUUCCUCGAGUUCUCAAAAUGUCUCUGUUUAAAGUUUGUAACUGGUGGAAAACGCAAUGUCCCGAUGUGAAUCCCAAUUACGACUCGUUCUCGAUCCAUUGCACUCGACUGUGCCUCGAGGAGGGCGAAAAAGACAGCAUUCUGGUUGGAUCACAUGCUGGGUACUUUUCGAUCUAUCAACCCUCGCACAAGAGUUCCUCCGAUUCCGCGCUGGAAGCGGACGAGGAUCCCCACUUUGACAAUACUUUUCAACAUUCGGAUGUAAUUUUGGAGAUUAAGCUGAACCUGCCGGUGAUUGGGGUGACUAGUGGGAAGUUUACCACGGCUUCCAAAACAGAUACCAAACUGCACGUAGCGAUAUUGCAUCCUGCAAAAGUCUGCAUCUAUCAGAUCCUGACGAUCGACGGCAUUGCUGAUCAUGGUGACCACACCCGGCUCCAUCUGCUGUACGAGCACGUCCUCGCCAAACCGGCGUUCUCGCUGUGCCGGGGAAACUUUGGCGGCGUCAAGGGUCGGGACUUUCUGUGCGUUCAACACCUGGACGGAACGCUGCGGUUCUACGAGCAGGACGGCAUCAGCUUCGAAGUGACACUGCCCGGAGAACGGAACAUCCCGUCGCCCAUCCAGUACGUGCCGCGGGUGGAUUGCUUCGUGACGGUGUCUCCGGCCUGGGAGCUGGAAUGCUAUCGCUACCAGGAUCUGUCCGAGACGAACGAUUCGUUGAGACGCAAGGAUCCCAUUUGGUCGAUGUGUGUUGGAGAGUACGCGUUGGAUCUGAGCGUGCAUCAGGUGUCGAAUGGAGAAUCCGUGAUAAUGGUUUUGGGCGAAAACAAUUUCUUCUGCAUUACGGACACUGGAAAGGUGAAGUUUAUCAAGAAGCUGGACUAUUCACCGAUUUGUUUUCAUUCAUUUGUAAUCGGGUGGUAUUGGGAACCAGACGUCCGCCUUAUGGUUGCCGUAGUAUCCGAAAGCGGCUCCCUUCUGCUGUACGAGGGAAACCAGAUCGUAUGGUCCGCUGAACUGCCCGAAAUACCGGUAGCUUUGGGUCGAGCAAACGUAUCCGGCCUUCCAGGAGCUCUCGUAUCGCUCAAUAGCACCGGCCUCCUAAGCGUCGAUUAUCUCGGAUCGGAACCGCAUCUGUUCAAAGUGCCUCCGCUUAACUUGGGCCAGUUUGAGAUAGAAAAGUGCCAGAAGGAAAUGUUAGAGCUGGAAAAGGAGAUCCGUUCCGGCGUUGAUUUUAGCGACAUCGCCGUCAUCAAUGCGGCAUCCGAGCGAGAUGUAGCUUUACAUGCGUUGAUUGACCCUAAACUCGAAAAAUGUACAUACAAAACGAACAAUUCCGGCAGCGAUCUAACAAUGUGUCAAAUGAUCGUGUCGGUGAAAACCCGAAUCAACCUAGAAUUGCUCCAGAUCUGCAUAGCUCCGGAUCCAGCGAUCAAGUGCGUCCCAACUACGUUCAUGUUCCGAGAUGUUGCCGCCGAAAGCAAUCAGCGCCUUGAGACGUGGAUCUAUCCAUUCCACCAAGUUACACCAGCAACUCUAAACGUUAAAAUUAGCUGCCCAUUCACCAACAAACAAGGAAUCACACGGGUCAUACAGAAAACUGUUACCCUGCCACUGAGCAUGUUCGUCAAAACCUGCCAAGCGUCCAAAGAAGCCAUUCACAAGGUCACACUCACGAUUCACGAGGCAAACGAAGGUCUGGCAAAGCUAUUUCCAGAAUUUAUAAGCGAAGGCAGUCCCCAUGCCCUAGGUUUGCAAUCGUUGGUCACAGGUAGCAAGGUGACGAUCGUUGCCGCGAAGAACACCAAUCGGUACAGGGUCCAGUCGGAGGAUUUGUACGCGAUUCCGCUGGUCGUAUCCGCUUUGGUGGGACGAAUCUACCAACGAAACCCGGACACGACGAAGCAAACGCUGCGAGUCUCCAUCUCGUCGAAUCCCCCCAUCGAUGGGGUGCUGGAGGCGAUCGAUCAACACUGCCAGCUUCGUCAGCAGUACAAGAAGAUUACUAACGAACUCGAGGUCCACACCGGCCAAAUGCGACUUUUCGAGCGACGAUUCGUUGUGAAGCUUCAGGAGCGUUCGCUUCGCGCCCUGGACGGAAUUCAAAUGUUGCUCAAAAAGAACCAUACGGAAAUAUCGAAAAUUUGCAGCGAAAUGAAGGCGAUUCAAAACAAAAUUUGCAUCUCCCAAAUGCAACUCUCCGCCCUUCUCAGCCUCAUGGAAGCAUGCUUCGUCUACUCGGACAUCCCGGCAAAGUACCUGGACACGGUCAAGAGUCUCUUCACCACCCCUGCAUUCGACAGCACCGACCAAAGCUGGGAAGAGAUGACGCUGCCCGCGGUCCGGUUCCUCUCCCAAAACGGACCCCUCAAGGUGGGCGGCACUGCAUCCACCUCGAUUUCGUCCUUUGACGAAAAGUUCAUCUUCUCCGUCGAGGACGCCUUCAAGCUGGACCCGUUCAAGAAGCAACUGGUGGCGCUGUACGCGAGGAUCGGCGAGAAACGGUCCAAAACGGGCCGCAGCAGCGCCGACUUUGAGGAGGAACUGGAAGAGUUGGACGACGGCGGCGGCGGCGGCGGAGAGAGUGAGUGGAUCGACGCGGGAACGCCCAGUGGGUUGCCCUUUUAGAAAUUAGUUUUUUGGGUGGUUUUCGGAUUGAAAGAAUAGUUUGCGGUUUACGAUUUGGUUAGGAUUGUAGUCUAUACAUUAAAUAUUUUAUUUUUGUAGAUGUGAAUACGAAUAUUUAUAAGUUUAAAAUACAUCAGAAAAGCGUUACUAGGUAUCAUAUUUUCAGAGCUUUUUUGUAUCUAUUUAGACCUAUAAAUAAGAGAAUUUUUACAUGAA
Molecule: messenger RNA, 2924 nt
Organism: Culex pipiens pallens (northern house mosquito)
Lineage: Eukaryota; Metazoa; Arthropoda; Insecta; Diptera; Culicidae
Gene: BBS9
Product: protein PTHB1
Exons: 8
Coding region: 9-2708 (899 amino acids)
Biological process (GO): cilium assembly
Cellular component (GO): membrane; BBSome
Molecular function (GO): protein binding
Source: RefSeq, a predicted model, not a curated record